Ilyonectria robusta is the source of this 1638-nucleotide messenger RNA. RefSeq lists its product as uncharacterized. The record is from RefSeq and is a predicted model, not a curated record. Gene Ontology annotation, molecular function: oxidoreductase activity, acting on NAD(P)H; flavin adenine dinucleotide binding; 2 iron, 2 sulfur cluster binding. The coding region runs from base 1 to 1638 and encodes 545 amino acids. NCBI's taxonomy places the organism in Eukaryota, Fungi, Ascomycota, Sordariomycetes, Hypocreales, Nectriaceae. The transcript has 2 exons. Gene Ontology annotation, cellular component: cytoplasm.
AUGGCCCAGGAAUACAAACUCAAGGGCGUCUCCUCCCUGGCCCUCGCCCCCGGCGAUAAACACGAGGUCGAGGUCGAAGGCAUCGACGGCGGAAAGGUCUUGCUGGUCAAUGCCGGUGGUACGAUCCAAGCCGUCGGCGCCAAGUGCACCCACUACGGCGCUCCUCUUGCCAAGGGCGUCUUGACCGCAGCUGGGCGUCUUACCUGCCCGUGGCAUGGAGCUUGCUUCAACGCGAAGACGGGCGAUGUCGAAGACGCUCCAGCCCUCGAUUCAAUCCCCAUCUUCAAUGUCGCCGAGCGAGACGGAGCCGUCUACCUGACCGGCGAAGAAUCUGCCAUCAAAGGGUCUCGCAGAAAGCCCAACUUCAAGUGCGCAGUCGCCGCAGGUGCUCAGGAAGACAAGAUUGUCGUCAUUGGUGGUGGUUCCGGCGCCAUGGGCGUCAUCGAGGGCCUGCGCGAGAAGGGUUACGCUGGUCCGCUGACGGUGAUAUCCAACGAGGGAUACCUCCCCAUUGAUCGUCCCAAGCUGAGCAAGGCGCUGUUGACGGAUCCCAGCAAGGUUGCUUGGCGCGACAAGGCUUGGUUCGACAGCGGUUCUGUAGAAUGGGUCGAAGACGAGGUCAAUGACGUCAACUUCUCAGACCGCACCGUCUCGACAAAGGCCGGGAAAAAGAUCGCGUAUACUAAACUUGUCCUCGCAACCGGAGGAACACCAAGGCGGCUGCCAUUGGAAGGCUUCAAGGUCCUCGACAACAUCUUCACUCUGCGCAACGUCCACGACACGAAGAAGAUUGUUGAAGCUAUUGGCGACAAGGGAAAGAACAUUGUCAUUAUCGGCUCGUCCUUCAUCGGCAUGGAAGUCGCCAAUGCGGCCCUCGCCGGCAACUCUGUUACCGUUGUGGGUAUGGAACAGGCUCCUCUCGAGCGAGUUCUGAGUGAAAAGGUCGGCGCAGGCAUUCAGAAGUCGCUGGAGGGCAAAGGCAUCAAAUUCUACAUGGGCGCCAGCGUCGACAAGGCAGAGCCCUCUGAAUCAGACCCUUCGAAGGUGGGCGCCGUCUUCCUCAAAGAUGGCACCAAGCUCCCUGCCGAUCUUGUCAUCCUCGGUGUUGGCGUGGCGCCCGCGACCGAAUAUUUGAGAGACAACAAGACCAUUCAACUCGAAAGAGAUGGCUCCAUCAAGACAGACGAGAGCUACAACGUCGUCGGUCUCAAGGGUGUUUACGCAAUUGGCGAUAUUGCCACGUUUCCCUACCACGGGCCCGGCGGCGAAGGCAAGUUCGUUCGCAUCGAGCACUGGAACGUGGCUCAACAGUCAGGACGUGUUGUCGCGAGCCACAUUGUGAAUCCCUCAGUGGACCCUGAACACUUUGUCCCGGUCUUCUGGUCGGCCCUCGGAGCUCAGCUACGAUACUGUGGCAAUACUGCCAAUGGAUGGGAUGAUAUUGUCGUACAGGGCGACCCGGCGGCGAGCAAGUUUGCUGCUUAUUACUGCAAGGGAGACACAGUGGUAGCAACGGCCAGCAUGGGAAUGGAUCCCGUUAUGGCGCAGAGCGCAGAACUCAUGCGCUUGGGCAAGAUGCCAUCCAAGAGCCAGUUCCAGCAAGGACUGGAUGUUUUGAGCAUGGGGGCGCCUCAGUAA